Molecule: messenger RNA, 676 nt
Organism: Pistacia vera
Lineage: Eukaryota; Viridiplantae; Streptophyta; Magnoliopsida; Sapindales; Anacardiaceae
Exons: 4
Coding region: 173-406 (77 amino acids)
Source: RefSeq, a predicted model, not a curated record
CCAAUAGAAACCUGUAAGCCUCCCCCUCUCUUCGCUUUUUAGGGCUUUUUAUUUUUCGUCUGAAUUUAAAGUUUCAGUUCUUCUUAAAAGACCUAACAAAUUCAAUUAGAGCUUCAAUAUUAAUAUUUGAACAAGAUUUGAAUUACAGAUUUAUGGUGAUAAUGAACAGAUUAUGGAGAAUAGAGCAAGAACUCAGUUAAAAGAUACAUGGAAGGAGAUAGGAAACGAAGAGAGGGAAGCUGCAGUUCAAGAAGAAUUGAAAAGAAUGAAUCAACUUCCCCCGAACAGCACUUAUGUUACUCAUCGCGUACGUGUUCUCAACAAGAUUCUUCAACUGAUAUCGCUUCAGAGAACUACUUCACAGGACAAGGAGUUGGAGUUGCUCUUUGCUGGGCUGUCUCUGUGAACUAGAUUGGUCUAUUAACAUCAAUGGAGAAUGUCAAAUUGUGAACUUGUGAUUUCUCUGGACAAAGAUGAUCAAAAGUGACUUCAAACCUUGUGCACAAUGUGAAAUACGUUUCUAGCAUGAUCAAACAUGAUGCCGUAUGAAUAUCUUUUUGCUGCUUAGCUUUUGUCUGCUCUUUAUGUUUGGUUUCUGAGGGGCUAUCUUCUGGUAGCUGUAAUAUAAUCUUGCGGCAACAAUAUAAUAUAAGCAAAUUAUACUUUUGAUCUUUGA